AUGCGGGAAAUGAGCGGCUUUUUCGACCUCAAUACAAGCCACAAUCAUUUACCGCGGGUCCACAAGCCCCGAGUAACCCUAGGAAAUCAUUUAAUCAACACGGCGCAUCCAUCCAACACAUUAGCAUCAAAAGAAGAGGGAGAGGUGGUAAGAACUUUUGACAAAAAACAGACGUUUCGGGAGGGCAGAUUAGGGAUGUUCCGGGAGAUAUGGCAAAGUUGUGUGUCAGAACAGGUCAAAGUUGUUAGAGCAAACCCAGGUUGUUCUCAAAACUCUAAAAGAGUUAGGAUGGAUCGUCAACACAUCCAAGUCAAUCCUAGUCCCCCAGAGGUCGUUGGAGUACUUAGGUCUAGUAUGGGAUACCUGGAACAACAAGAAAAGCCUGCCACAGAAGAAAAUUCUGGGUCUACAGACUACUAUAGCAAGAUUUCUCACACAACAACAAGCGACGCUUCGGGAAGUUCAAGGUCUAGUAGGGACCAUGAAUUUUGUCCGUCUGGCUGUCCCACAGGGUCGAUUAAACUUCCGCUAUCUCCUGAAACAUUGCAUAUCUAUGCUUCAAAACAAUGUCAAGGAGAAAACUCGGCUACCAAUACAGGUAAUGAAAGAACUCAAGUGGUGGAGGCGGAACUGCGACAGGUCGUCUCUACUUCACCUUCCACUUCUGACCCACUUCUUAACGACAGACGCUGCCGAGACCGGCUGGGGAACAGAAUUAAAUGGGGUACAGAUACGGGGCGAAUGGUCGAGAGAGGAAUCCAGAAUUCACUCGAAUCAAAAAGAUAUGUUGAGCAUAUUGAAGCGUCUUCACCAAUUCGGUCCUCUUCUAAGCCAUUCAUCGUUGUUACUUCAGUGCGACAACAAGUCGGUCGUAUCUACGGAAAGAAGGAGGAAGUCGAUCGGUGCCAC
This is a messenger RNA of Brenthis ino (lesser marbled fritillary), 909 nucleotides long. The record is from the annotation of a GenBank genome assembly. Lineage: Eukaryota; Metazoa; Arthropoda; Insecta; Lepidoptera; Nymphalidae.